Anarrhichthys ocellatus (wolf-eel) is the source of this 3308-nucleotide messenger RNA. It is a transcript of the gene nelfa, whose product is annotated as negative elongation factor complex member A. Gene Ontology annotation, cellular component: NELF complex. The transcript is spliced from 11 exons. The record is from RefSeq and is a predicted model, not a curated record. Bases 8 to 1663 code for a protein of 551 amino acids. Lineage: Eukaryota; Metazoa; Chordata; Actinopteri; Perciformes; Anarhichadidae. Gene Ontology annotation, biological process: negative regulation of transcription elongation by RNA polymerase II.
UUCCAAGAUGGCGUCGAUGAAGGACAGCGACACGGGACUGUGGCUUCACAACAAAUUGGGAUCCACGGACGAGCUGUGGACGCCUCCCAGCAUCGCUUCCCUCCUCACCGUGUCGGUGAUAGACAACAUACGGCUGUGCUUCUCCAGCUUAUCGCCGCCGGUGAAGCUGAAGCUGCUGCUCGGGAUGCUGCAUCUCCCCCGGCGGACCGUUGACGAGAUGAAGGAGGCCCUGUCGGAGAUCAUCCAGCUGGCUACGGUGGAUUCAGAGCCGUGGGUGCUGAUGGUUGCCGACAUCCUCAAGUCCUUCCCAGAGACCGGCUCUCUCAAUCUGGACCUGGAGGAGCAGAAUCCAAAUGUGCAGGAUAUUCUUGGAGAGCUCAGGGAGAAAGUGGGCGAGUGCGAGGCCUCUGCCAUGCUUCCUCUGGAGUGCCAGUACCUGAACAAGAGUGCGUUAACCACUCUGGUGGGACCCCUCACACCCCCCGUCAAACAUUUCCAGCUGAAGAGGAAGCCCAAGAGUGCAACCCUCAGAGCAGAGCUGCUGCAGAAAUCCACAGAGACAGCCCAACAGCUAAAAAAGACAGCCGGAGUGCCUUUUCAUGCCAAAGGGAGAGGAUUGGUCAAAAAGAUUGACACUACUACUCCUCUCAAGGGGAUUCCCAAGGCCCCGUUCCGCAGUCCCACUGCCCCCAGUAUAUUCAGCCCCCCCAGUAACCGCACGCCUAUCGCCCCAGCACGGACGCCCCUGCGUAAAGAGAGGGGAGUCAAGCUUUUAGAUAUUUCUGAGCUGGAUAUGGUCGGAGCUGGAAGAGAGGCUAAGAGGAGAAGAAAGACUUUGGAAACGGAGGCUGUCGAGAAAGCAGCCAAAGAAGAAGCGGCAGCAGCAGCGGUGGUGGAAAACACAACACCCGACUACGCCGCCGGCCUCGUCUCUGCACAGAAACUCGGGGCGUUGAACGAGAAUCCUCUGCCGUCGACGAGCUACCUCCCCGCCACACCCAGCAUGGUCCCCUCCUCCUCUUACAUUCCCAGCUCCGAGGCCCAGCCAGCCAACGCCGGUGGUUCUGGACGGGACACGCUGCAGUCGGCUCGCCAACCGGAGGAGUCGGCGACGGCGGGCGCCGGCGCCACCGCCACCUUACCGGGCCAGUACAAACAGAGAACGCCCAUGUACAACGCAGGCAACACGGCCAACCCCGCAACCCCCACGUCCCCCAGCACGCCGGUCUCCACCCCGGCCACCAACGGGCCCCCAGCAGCUGCGACGGCCAGCCAGCCGGAGACCCCCACCCAGCCUCCCAGCACACCUCAGACCCCCACCACGACACCCACCCCUAUGCCGCCACAGGCCCAGCCCAAAAAGAAUCUGUCACUCACGAGAGACCAGAUGUACGCGGCCCAGGAGAUGUUCAAGACGGCCAACAAGGUCACCAGACCAGAGAAGGCCCUGAUCCUGGGCUUCAUGGCUGGAUCCAGAGAGAACCCGUGCCCGGAGCAGGGGGACAUCAUCCAGAUCAAGCUGAGCGAGCACACGGAGGUCCUGCCCAAAGCCGACGGCACCGGCAGCACCACCAUGCUGGUGGACACCGUCUUCGAAAUGAACUACUCCACGGGACAGUGGACCCGCCUCAAGAAAUACAAACCCAUCACCAACACCUCCUGAGGCGCUUCACUUUCUCAAAGAAUGAAUCUCUCACACACACACACACACACACACAAUUUCUUAUCCACUUCAAAGAAACCAUGUUUACACGCUUACAAGUAUUUGCAUUCACAUUUGGGCCAAAUCGAGCACCCGGCGGUCGAGAAGUCGUCAAGGAGAGAACGAUCCUCCCUGUUCCUGCACCGCCAAACUGCAGGAGUCUUUGAAGAAUAGUUCUGUACUUUCUGUUCGGUUGUUUCCCUUUUUUGUUGUUUCAGUUUUUAGGUCACCUCCGGCCCCCGAGUAACGCUGUGGUCAGAGAUUCAUACGAGUCCGAUCAGAGGAGUUACUCUCACGGCAGGCACCUUCUAGCAUUUGUGCGCUCGAGCUACGAGCAUGUCUAAAGAGAAGACGGGCUGUCUGUAGAUUUCUGUAUGAACGUCACAUUCGCAGUAUAUCUUCUACCCUUCAGAACAGGUUUGUGACAUUAACAAAAAGAACAAUAAUGUCAACGUAGAGUUGACCAGAAAAUAAAGAAGAAGAAGAAGAGCUGAGUUAUCAAUGCUGACAAGUUCUGUUUGGAGCCUUCUGGUGGAUGUUUUCAUCCUUUUUUAUUUUAUUUUUUUUUUUUUUCCCAAAGAAGCGAAGAAAAUAAAGUGACAACAGAUUCCAGUGAGAUGUUUCUGUCUUUUAGGGGUUUUAUCUGUAUUUCCUGUUUGUGUGCCUUUUCCCUCCCCUUCACACACACACACACACACACACUCUCACGCUCUCACACUGUUUAGUGACAACUGGUUUAACUUUAGUCUGUAGUUAAACAAUAGCCAGGUCGUAUUUUUCCAUUUCCUCCAAAAACAGAACCGUGUGUCGUCCUGACCUGCUGCAUAGAUAGUUUUGUUACAAGAAUUCAUGAGAGAAAGUAUUCACACCUUUUUUUUAAUGAAAUGAAACAAAGCAGACUCCACUGUUUAACUGCCGUUCUGCAGCGUUCACAUUAAAACACGAGGGUUGUGUCGGCGUGUUGAAACAUUUUCCACCGUCUGUCUACUGUUGUUCCUGCUUAGUUAAACCCUCCACAGCUACACAGGUGUUUCAUUAUUCUGACCACACUUGAUCUCUAGAUUAGUGUCUGUGGAGUCGGGUAAACAUCAGCUCCACUGAGCGGACGUCUAGUUAGAACAACAGGAUCAGUUGACAGUCACUAGCACCAUAUUAAGAUGUGAGAUUGAUGAUAUUCAGUCACAAAAAGCCUUGUUUUGUGUUGAUGUCUACGCUCAAUUUCCACUUAUAUAUAAAAUCUUUUCUUUAAAGCUUGUGCUCAUGAUGCAGUCUUCUCUGAACAGAGUAAAUUAUAAACAGCAAUCUGAUUGUGCCUCUUUGUGUACUACGGCAAGCAGCCAGGCAGGUAACAGAUUACCACAAUCCUCAGUCCCAACUGGCUCCGGUCUGGAGGUUUGGUAAUGGCUGUCGGCAUAUGAGUGUUUGGUGAUGGUGGUUGUUUUUUUAGUUGGCCCCGGGGUCCCUCCAGCCUCCGAACGCCUUCUCCAGGUAGAGAGCCACCUCCAGGGUCAGGCGGUCCUGCAGCUUCCCGGCACCGACCUGCACCCCCAGGGGCAGACCCUCCUCGCCCAGACCCAGAGGGCACUGGGUGACCGGCAGCCCGAGG